Messenger RNA from Salarias fasciatus (jewelled blenny), 1196 nucleotides. It is a transcript of the gene nup37, whose product is annotated as nucleoporin 37. Gene Ontology annotation, cellular component: nuclear pore outer ring. The transcript is spliced from 10 exons. Gene Ontology annotation, molecular function: protein binding. Lineage: Eukaryota; Metazoa; Chordata; Actinopteri; Blenniiformes; Blenniidae. Bases 146 to 1117 code for a protein of 323 amino acids. The record is from RefSeq and is a predicted model, not a curated record.
CUUCAAUUCAACGAUAUUACUGACAAUAAGGUAACAAAUUUAGGCUUCAGUUGCUGUAUUUUCAGACGGAAUAUACUAUCUUCGGGACGGCAUAGUUCCUACGGUGCCAGACUGAGCUUUAAGCGGUAAAACCGGCGAAAGUAAGAUGCAGAAGGACUCGAGCCGCAGCCCCUCGUACACGGUGCCAUGUGACGACUAUGUUCAUGUGGUGGAGUUCAGCCCGUUCAGCUCCGGUGCUCCGGCCUCCCUCCUGGCUUAUGGUGGGAAUCAGUACGUGGUCGUGGCCACGUGUCUGUUUCAGGAGGAGGACAUGGAGGUGGAGGGAGUUGAAUUCAAUGUUCUUCGGCAUUUCCAUCACGAGCUGCGGGUGGAUGCUCUCGCUUGGAGCCCUGAGUCUCGGCUGGACCGGAUACCAACCAUCAGACUGUGCACCGCCGCAGCCGACAGAAAGCUCCGCCUGCUGACCCCUGACCUGCAGGACAGGCAUGAAGUCAAGGUCAUCGAAGGCCACACUAGCUACAUCAACCACUUGGUGUUCGAACCCACGGAGGGGAAGCAAAUUGCUUCCGUCAGCGAUGACAACACUUGCAGGGUGUGGGACCUGGAUGGGAACGAAUGCGUCACGCUGAGACUGCGCUCCCCGGGCAUCAGUGUGUGCUGGCACCCACAGGAAGUCAUGAAGCUAAUGGUGGCAGAGAAGAAAGGGACGAUUCGCUUCUAUAACCUGGUCAGGCAAGAGGCCAUCCUGUCGCUGGACUGCGGGCCGCUCAUGUUCGCCGACUGGUGCAUUCCCAACACCAUCAAAGUCGGCGGCGUGUCGGGAAACGACUGGCUCAUCUGGGACAUAACCCGGUCCAGUUACCCACAAGAAAAGCGGCCGGCUCACAUUGACAAAGCUCGACUGUUCAAGUGGUCUCGAGCCAACGAAAACCUCUUCGCCACCACCGGAUAUCCGGGAAAGAUCAACAGUCAGAUAAUCAUCCACCACCUCGGCCACCCACAGCCGGUGACCAUCGGAUCGGCGAUGGUGGGAUCGGGCCUCAGCUGGCACCGCACGCUGCCGCUCUGCGUGGUUGGUAGCGACAGGAAACUUUGCUUUUGGAUGACCGAGAUGUAGGACACGUGAAGCACUUUCUCUGCUGGACGACUUCGAUUGCUGUUUUUCAUAAAUGCUCAAUAAAAUAUUUUUGCACGUG